UAAAGAUAUGUACAAAAACAAUUUCGACCAAUCAACGUGCAUGCUAUCAACUAUUUUUCCGAGUGGCGACCAAAAGUAGGGACUUGGACAUGGUGUUUCUUGUGAUGUGAUGUGAAUAGAACAAUAAAGUGAGAUCAAUAAAUUAUAACAGAUUUGUGUAUCAGUGAUUAGCUUUGUUGCUAAUAGCGCCCGGACAAAUUGUGUAUGAUGCGGUAGCAACGAACAUUGACUGUCUUCCGUAUUCAUGUGGGUGAAAAUCUCCCGAGUUUAAUACUUUUCCUAAGUUCAGUUUUAUAAUAGCCAUUUACACAUGGCGAGGAGUCACGUACACACAAAUCAGUGAAAUGUACCUAUCAGAUUGACGGCAUUGCACAGAAUUCAAUUAUAUUUUGAGAAAUAAACGCUUCCAGAGAUGGAUCUAAAGAAUAUACAGAAAAAUGCCAUGCAAAAGAGCGUGGAGUUUACUUUCACGCCUCCGCCUGAAGCGCCCGUAUUCGAACCCACGGCCGAGGAGUUCGCGGACCCGCUCGGCUACAUCGCCAAGAUACGGCCCGUCGCCGAGAAAACAGGAAUAUGCAAGAUAAAGCCACCAGCGCGAUGGCAACCGCCCUUUUCUUUAGAUGUCGACAAAUUAAAAUUUGUACCACGGAUACAAAAAGUCAAUGAAUUAGAAGCCAUUACGCGUCUGAAACUUUUGUUCCUAGAGAAAAUUCUCAAAUUCUGGGAGCUUCAGGGAUCGCCACUUAAAAUUCCGAAUAUAGAGAAUAAAACAUUGGAUUUGUUUUGCCUAAAGUUUUGGGUAGAUGAAGAAGGUGGAUUUGAAAAUUGUAAUUCACCUAAAAAAUGGCGUAAGAUUGCAAAUGCAAUGGGGUACAGUCAAAAUGCGCAAACAAUGAAUUUUCUCCGAAAUAAUUAUGAGAAGAUACUCUUGCCAUUCGAUAUUUUCGAAAAAAGUAAAGCAGAUAUAUUGAAAAAUGUAAAAAAGACUGAACCUAAGCUUGAAAUAAAGGAAGAUGAUAAUAAUAUCAAAUGUGAAUUCAAAGAAAUUGCAAUAGAAACCAUUACCAGUGUAAAAGAUGAAGAGAUAAAAGAAGAAAAACCUCACUCAAAUAUAAAGAAAACCAAGACUGGCUCUGACAUCCACAUGGAUGCAGAUUCUUCCAAACCUAAGCCUGAAAAGGAGGAAGACAAGCGUAAUAGAGAACUCAGACGGCUAGCCACAUAUGGCCCAGGACCAAAAAUGCCAGGUCUAAAUGAUGAAGAGUUUGACAUAACGAAGUCCAGAAAAAGACCCAGGUAUGAUUUAGACCCUUUAGCAGUAUACACCUGUGCCAUAUGCCAAAAAGACCACCGUGAUGAUCUCUUACUUAUCUGUAAUGGCUGUUCAGACACCUACCACACAUUCUGUCUGAAGCCUCCACUUACUACUGUACCUGAUGGUGACUGGAGAUGUCCAUGUUGUAUAGCCCAGGAGGUGCACAAACCAGCUGAAGCAUUUGGCUUUGCACAAGCUGAAAGAGAGUACACAUUACAACAAUUUGGGGAAAUGGCAGAUAAGUUUAAGUCUGACUAUUUUGGCAUGUCUGGUCAUUUGGUGCCAACCAGUGUUGCAGAAAAAGAGUUCUGGAGGAUAAUAUCAUCAGUGGAAGAAGAUGUGACUGUAGAGUAUGGAGCAGACCUUCACUCUAUGGACCAUGGUUCAGGGUUCCCUACAAAGUCUUCACUUAACCUAUUUCCAGGAGACCAGGAAUAUGUUGAUUCUGGCUGGAACUUAAAUAACCUCCCAGUGUUAGAAGGUUCAGUGUUACGGUUCAUCAAUGCUGAUAUUUCUGGGAUGACUGUACCAUGGAUGUAUGUGGGCAUGUGCUUUUCAGCUUUCUGUUGGCACAAUGAGGACCACUGGAGUUAUUCUAUCAAUUAUCUGCAUUGGGGUGAGGCUAAGACUUGGUAUGGAGUUCCGGGCAGUGGGGCAGAGUUACUAGAGAAUGCCAUGAAAGCUGCAGCUCCUGAUCUUUUCAAAUCCCAGCCAGACUUGCUGCAUCAGUUAGUCACUAUAAUGAAUCCUAACAUAUUGAUGGUAGCCGGAGUGCCAAUUUAUAGAACAGAUCAGCAUGCUGGGGAAUUUGUAGUGACCUUCCCAAGAGCAUAUCACACAGGAUUCAAUCAGGGAUAUAACUUUGCAGAGGCUGUCAAUUUUGCCCCACCUGACUGGCUCAAGAUUGGACGUGAUUGCAUUAGUCAUUAUAAGAAUUUAAAGAGGUUCUGUGUUUUUUCUCAUGAUGAGUUGAUCUGCAAAAUGGCACUGGAAGGAGACCGAUUAGAUCUGGAGACCGCACUAGAAACACAGAAAGAGCUUGUCAAUGCAACAGAAGAGGAAGGCAAAUACAGGGCACUGAUGGCCAAAAAAGGAUUGAAAAAUGUGAGGAGAACUGCAUUUGAGCUGCUUGGUGAUGAUGAGAGGUUGUGUGAAGUAUGUAAGACCACUUGCUUCCUAUCUUCAGUUUCUUGUCUGGUGUGCAAUCACAUGGCAUGCCUUCAACAUGCAGAUGAAUUCUGCCAAUGCCCUUGGGAUAAGAAGUCACUGAAUUACCGUUAUGAUAUGGAUGAACUGCAUAUUAUGCUGCAAACUAUUGAUUUUCGAGUAAACAGUUUUGACAAAUGGAUGACAGACACAAAGAAUAUUCUUCUGCCCACCGCCCCAGAUAUUGGUAGAUCCCAAAAACUGAAAUCAUUGGUGGAUGAGGCAGAUGAGUUGAAAAUACCAAAGUGCUCAUUGUUAACUCAACUAAAGGAUGAGUAUAUUAAAUCCACUGAGAAUGUGGAACCAAUAGUUAUAGAGCUGGAUGAUGACUGAAUAGUGUGGCGAUGUUCUAGUACAAAUGACAGUCUUAAUAUAGUAUUAUAGUGAUUAAGAUUUAUUAUAAUUCAGAAGCUUAUUUAUAUUGUUGU
Molecule: messenger RNA, 2949 nt
Organism: Plutella xylostella (diamondback moth)
Lineage: Eukaryota; Metazoa; Arthropoda; Insecta; Lepidoptera; Plutellidae
Product: lysine-specific demethylase 5
Biological process (GO): regulation of DNA-templated transcription; chromatin remodeling
Cellular component (GO): chromatin; nucleus
Molecular function (GO): histone H3K4me/H3K4me2/H3K4me3 demethylase activity; DNA binding
Source: RefSeq, a predicted model, not a curated record